AAACAAGAUGGAAUAGUAUUUAUAUGAUGUGUACAAGUCUUUUAAAUACUCAAAAAGCAUUACAAAUACUGGCUAUUAAAUUUGAACUACUAAUUGUUGAAUCUCGACGUAAAGAAAGAGAUACAUGUUUAUUUCAAGUAAUACAUAGUUUUAGAUAUCUUGCACAAUUUUGGUCAAGAUAUGAUGAUUUUGAAUUUGCUGCAAAAAUCAUUGCACAGCUUGAAAAACGAUGGGAAA
Messenger RNA from Diversispora eburnea, 237 nucleotides. NCBI's taxonomy places the organism in Eukaryota, Fungi, Glomeromycota, Glomeromycetes, Diversisporales, Diversisporaceae. The record is from the annotation of a GenBank genome assembly.